AUGCCGUGCCGGCGGGAGGAGGAAGAGGAAGCCGGCGAGGAAGCGGAGGCGGAGGAGGAGGAGGAGGAGCGGGGCGGCUUCCUCCUGCUGGAGCGGCCGGUGACGCGGGGCGGCUCGGGCGAGGUGGACCGCCUGGUGGCCCAGAUCGGCGAGACGCUGCAGCUGGACGCGGGGCCGGACCGCCCGGCUUCCCCGUGCGCGCCCCCCGCGCCGCCGCCGCCGCUGCAGCCCCCGCGGCCCCCGGCGGACAAGGCCCGGCUCCCGGACCGGCCGCUGCCGCUGCCGCCGCCGCCGCCCGCGCCGGCCGCGGCGCUGAGCCCGGCGCCGCCGGGGGCCCUGCGCUGCGCCCUCGGGGAGCGCGGCCGCGUGCGGGGCCGGGCUGCGCCCUACUUCGUGGCCGAGCUCGCCGCCGGCCCCAGCGCGCUGCCCGGACCGUGCCGGCGGGGGUGGCUGCGGGGCGCCGUCGCCUCCCGCCGCCUGCAGCAGCAGCGCCGGUGGCCCCCGCCCGGGGCGCGCGCCCGCGACGACGACCCGCACCGGCUCCUGCAGCAGCUGGUGCUCUCCGGGAACCUCAUCAAGGAGGCCGUGCGGAGGCUGCAACGAGCUGUCGCCGCGGUUGCAGCCGCGGGCCCGGUGGGGCCGGACCACGUCGCCCGGCAGCCCUCGGGCGCCUGGCACUGA
Messenger RNA from Pipistrellus nathusii (Nathusius's pipistrelle), 681 nucleotides. The record is from the annotation of a GenBank genome assembly. NCBI's taxonomy places the organism in Eukaryota, Metazoa, Chordata, Mammalia, Chiroptera, Vespertilionidae.